AUGCCCAUCAAGCUCACUGCCUCCAAGUGCUCUGCCGCCGGCGCCUGCGUCGACGCGUGCCCCGUCUCUGUCUUCGAGCUUCCCCAAGGCGCCAAGGUGGUCCUGACCCCGAACAUCGACGCCUGCGUCGAGUGCGGCGCCUGCGUGUCCGCCUGCCCGGAGGGAGCCCUCGAGCUCUAA
Molecule: messenger RNA, 180 nt
Organism: Giardia duodenalis
Lineage: Eukaryota; Fornicata; Diplomonadida; Hexamitidae
Product: Ferredoxin Fd1, Fd2
Exons: 1
Coding region: 1-180 (59 amino acids)
Source: RefSeq, a predicted model, not a curated record